AUGAACUUCGACAGCGAUGAUAGUGAUGCAGAGUACAUUCGUGCGCUCGCACGUGGCGAGGUCAAAGAGACGACACCGUCCCGAGCGAAGCCGACACCGCACGACAGAACGUUGAAAACUGUAACCAAGACCUGGAUUGCUUUCUGCGAAUAUCGCAGCAGCCCUGUCGAUAAAAGCGAUCCUUUCCCGACUAUUCCUACAGAACCCGAGCUCGCGGCCUUCCUUAUGUACUGCACAAAGAAGAAGACAGGCUAUCUCGCUGCCGGCAUCUCUACCAGCACCUUGAACAAGUAUCUCACGUGCAUUGGUAGCAUCGUUCGGGAACGACACAACGAUUACCUCGGACGUGACAUGAAAGUGAGACUGAACAAGUUCAUUCGAGAAAUAUGUGUCGAAAAGGGCGCCAGUACGAAGGCACGUCCACGGCCUGUCGCUACCGCAGAUGUCGUCCUCGACCUUGUUCACUUUCUUUGGGCUCUCGACAUCAAGGAAAUGCAUCCAAGGAUGCGUUUGCAACUGUCCUGCUUGUUACUCAUCUUUUUGUUUCAGGGCAUCCGCCCUGGAGCGAUCGUGGAGUCUAGCAGUCAUCCCGGCACGAACGAGGGCGUUCUUUACAAGGAUCUCAUUUUCAGAUAUGUAUUCUCGGAAGGGCGACCGCGUAUGACCGUGGACAUCAUUUACCGUAACCAGAAAGGGUCGCGCGGAAUUGAGCAGAAGAUCCUUGGAAUUGCAUUAUUAGAGGACGGCGACACACCUGAAUCAUGUCCGGUGGCCCAGCUAAUGGCUCUGGCAAUCAUGGACGGAGCGUUAGAGAGCAUUGAACACCCGGACGACCUCAAAAAGUUUGAGCCUAAUGCCCACAUCAAAGUCAAAGAGCUGAAGAUCCGCUCGACUCAUCGCGAGAAACCAGUGUUCCGUGGACAUCCUACGUCCUCGACCUCAAACAUCUCUGAAGACCGCAUCAUGUCAGGCGCUACCCUAGAGAACAAGUUCAAGGAGCUCGCUCAACGUGCUGGAUAUGGAGACAAAUUCUUGCCAUACUGCAUCAGAAGGGCUCAUGGACAAACUAUCGACAAUUCUAUCUCUGCUGCUGCUCGACGACGCCGUAUGGGCCAUGCCAACGAAAGCAGCUUUCAGCAUUACCUUGGCAUUUGUUCGAAUGCUGAUGGACAAGCGCUUAUGCUCGGCCGGGCUCAAUCGCUUCAGGACUUGCUUACUAUUCAUUCCAUGGCCUCAAAUGUACACACUGGAUUCGAACAGCAUACAGCGCCUGGAGGUGAGGUUCACCCCGCCACAGACGCGCUCAACCUGCGGGCGAUCCCUCGACCACCGACGUGUCCUCAGCUCGUAACAUACCUCCGAUAUCACCCAGAGCGGCUGGCAGUCAUUGAGAAGCUCUUCGAUCGAGCCACAUCCACGCCCAAGACGGAAUUCAGGCUGUGUGUUGGAAUAUGGCUCGCGGCAGCUAGCCGAACAUGCUUGCUAGUCUACCCCGGCACUGAGGCUCUCGCAAAGACUUGCCUUUGCGGACUCAAAUCGCAGAAGUUCCUGCGGCAUAAGACAGAGUACAACGCUCAUAUCCUGAGCUGCACUUCGAAGUCCCGGCCCCGCCACCGUUUCUGCUAUGCAUGUGUUGCAUGGUUCGACUAUGGCGAGGAAUGGCGUUUCCACUGUGCCCAGCACCUUCAAAAGCUCACACUGUUUUGCGGUAACUUGGUACAUGAAUCGAUUGUGCUCUCGCCAUGGCUGUGCCCAUUUUGUCUCGGCGAUGAGACACGAGAGCCGUGUUGGAGAUGGCGUCCAUUCGCGGGAUAUCGCUCGACGGACAGAUUCGCUAUGCACAUCGAUUGGCAUCUUGAUCAGGUUUGUUCGUGGCCUAUGCGGUGUCCACACCCCAUCUGCACGCAAAAUAUCACAUCGCCGCAAGGCUUUUGGUGCCACGCGGAAGAGGUUCAUGCUAUCAAGCUACCAAGAUUAGCGCUGUCCGAGGGCAACCAUGCAGACCUUACAAAUAUCGCUCGACCUCCUAGUGCAAAGCAACAAACCGGUCCCGAUCGCGACGUUGAUACAUGUUCGGGUACGGUCAUUGAUACCAAAUGUCGAGUUACCAAAGCGCGUGGAAAAUUACAGUCUGGUAGAACGAGCAGGGAGAGUGCCCAGCUGACGCAUCGGGCACUCUUCGCGUAA
Messenger RNA from Dissoconium aciculare CBS 342.82, 2187 nucleotides. RefSeq lists its product as uncharacterized. NCBI's taxonomy places the organism in Eukaryota, Fungi, Ascomycota, Dothideomycetes, Mycosphaerellales, Dissoconiaceae. The record is from RefSeq and is a predicted model, not a curated record. The transcript is spliced from 2 exons. Bases 1 to 2187 code for a protein of 728 amino acids. Gene Ontology annotation, molecular function: DNA binding. Gene Ontology annotation, biological process: DNA integration; DNA recombination.